Apis cerana (Asiatic honeybee) is the source of this 1359-nucleotide messenger RNA. RefSeq lists its product as uncharacterized. Gene Ontology annotation, biological process: cilium assembly. The record is from RefSeq and is a predicted model, not a curated record. Lineage: Eukaryota; Metazoa; Arthropoda; Insecta; Hymenoptera; Apidae. Gene Ontology annotation, cellular component: non-motile cilium; centriole.
AUGCACUAAAAUUUAUACAUAUAUAUUUUUAUUUAUUAUUAAUAUAAUUAAAGUAUAUAAAUAAUAAAAUUAAUUUUUAAUAUUUUGAUUCAAUUUCUUUUUUAAUGAAAAGUUCACAUAACCAUCUAAAUGAUUAUUGCUAAUUUAUGGCUAAUAGAACUAUCAUCUUUAACGUUUUUAUCAUUUAAAUAGUGUGUACAGAACAAUCAGUGACAAUUUUCUACUGACGUUUAUCGUUUAUUGUUUAUUGUUUAUUCUUAAACUUAGAAAUAAUUAAUAAUGAAUGACGAUCCACGAGAAGUACUUGUUCUUCUUAAUUCCUUAGGAUUUGUUGGAAUUACCGCUCAACAACUUAAAGCAUUUAUGAAAGAUUUAAAGUUAUAUAGGAAAAUAAAAGAUCGCGAAAGACAACAAAAAAAAGAAGAAAUUAAAAGAAAAAUAAUAAAUAAGCAAAAAAAUAUGAUUAAAGAAAUUCUUAGAGAACAAAAAACAGAAUUUCAUUCAGUUGAAAAUACUGUAUCAACUAAUUCUUCUAGUUCUUAUAUUGAUGAUACCAUUGUAAAGGUAAAGUUGACAAAGUUGUCGUGUGACAAAGAAAAUAGAAAUUCUAUAAAUUUCAAAGAAAACUAUGCAAAUACAAGACACAAAAUGGAUAUUAUACAAUCAAAAUCUAUGAAAACACAAAAUCAUUCUAAUGUUAAAUCUAACAACAUUGUAUCAGAUAAUGAAGAUGAUAGAUUUUAUGUAAAAAAUGAAAGUAAUUAUGAAGAAUGUUUAAAAAAAGAUUUUCAUGUAGAAACACAUGAUAAAACAAAUAUGCAACAUGAUAAAAUAUUAAAUCAAAAAAAAUUAUUAUCCCAACAAUCUUUUCGUCCUAUGAGUGCACCAAAUAUUUUAGAGCACCAACAUUACAAAUAUGUUACAAGUAGUCAAACAAAAAGUACAUCAUCUACAAAAAACACUCAUUCUGGAACAAAAUCAUACCAUGGAGAUUACAACCAGAAGCUCAAAAAAGUAAAUAUGUUGGAAAGACUGAUCCUGUUAUAUUAUAUCAAAAAUAUCAACAAGAAUGGAAACAAAUGUCAUUUCCUGGAGAAGCAAAACAUGCAAAUGUAAGAUGGGCAAUUCGUGAAAAAAUGUUAGGUACAGAUCCUCAUCCAAUACCUCUUCCUAGAAAAUCAACUAGUAUGCCAACAUUGAAGAAAAAAUAAUUUUAUUUGUAAUUAAAAUGUGAAUUUUAUUCCAUGACAAAUAAUUAAUGAAAAUAAUUUUGAUAUAAUUAAGAUUGUUAAAAUAUCAUAUAUUGUUAUACAAAAUAAGAUAAAUUUUUAUAAAUAAUAAAUAUAUUUUACUUCUGUA